This is a messenger RNA of Manacus vitellinus (golden-collared manakin), 7287 nucleotides long. It is a transcript of the gene C2CD2L, whose product is annotated as C2CD2 like. Gene Ontology annotation, cellular component: cytoplasmic side of apical plasma membrane. Gene Ontology annotation, molecular function: phosphatidylinositol transfer activity; phosphatidylinositol binding. The transcript is spliced from 14 exons. Gene Ontology annotation, biological process: positive regulation of insulin secretion involved in cellular response to glucose stimulus. The record is from RefSeq and is a predicted model, not a curated record. Lineage: Eukaryota; Metazoa; Chordata; Aves; Passeriformes; Pipridae. Bases 1 to 1800 code for a protein of 599 amino acids.
AUGGACAAGCCAAGUUCAGUGCAGAUCACAUUUGAAGAGGGUCCUCAGUUACCACCAGCCGCAAAUAUAAAUUGUGUGACGUGCAAGGGCCAGUCAGACCACGGUAUGGUGCUGUGCUGCCAUCUGUCAGCUGAAGCUGUGAAAUUCCCCGUCUCUGUUACUCAGCAGUCCCCAGUUGCUGUUUCUGUGGACACCUAUUAUGUCACUUUGGCUGUAAUGCAGGCUCAGGUGGAGAUCCAUUUGGAGGAGAUAGAGAAUGAAGGUCUCCUGGUGUCAUGGACAUUCAAGAACAGACCAGACUUGGACCUUUUGGUUCUUCCAAGACUUCAGCUUCCUGAGGAUGAAGGGAGAGCGGAUCUGUCCACGAUAAGGGAUCUGAUCGAGGAUACCAUUGUCAGCACGCAGCCAGCCAUGACAGUGAACCUGAUGGCUUGCACCACUGGAGCCAGUGCGGUACCCAGCAAUAAGUUGAUUCGAGAGUCCCCGUCCGGAGUAGCAGCAGCCCCUCUGGGUUCUAAGCUGUUGCUCCGGAAUCUUCGAGUGCUGAACUUGGGCUGCCAGGGGAAGGGAGGAGUUGGGGAGAUAUGCUGUGUAGCAGAGCUAGACAGCCCCCCGCAGCAGAAGUGGACAAGGCCGAUGACAGCUGGCAGUGCCAGUGCUGCAGGAGAGAUGGAGUGGAAUGAGGAGCUCUUUCUGGAGUUGGGGCCUAAAAGCAAAGAGCUGAAGCUACGGGUGCUGGGGAAUAGCGACAGAAUGGGAAAUGUGCUGCUGGCACAUGCCACACUUUGGAUUGAUUCUUUGGGCAAACAACCAUCUGGAAGACACGUCUGCUCACUGGCCCCAGGACCUGGGCAGUCACUGACAGCUGAAGCUACCAUUACAUUGGAGCUGCUAUUCCAGGAGUCUCCUGCAUCUUUGAAUGCUCAGCACACCACAUCUCUGAGAACCAGCAUCACCCCCACUAAGAAGGUGGAGAUGGACCGGACCAUCAUGCCCGAUGGCACCAUCGUGACUACUGUCACCACGAUUCAGUCCCGGCCCAAGGCAGACUGCAAACUGGAUUCACCAUCGAGGUCGCCUUCUAAGGUGGAAGUGACUGAAAAGAAGACAACAGUGCUUUUGGAGACUGGCUGUCCUCAUGGCCCCUUGCCCAGCAGUAGCCGGGAUGGCCAUAUGCCCAAUGGUUUGGAUCCAGUGGCUGAGACGGCGAUCAGGCAGCUAACUGAGACAAAUAACAAGACCACCAAGAAGACACCAACAAAACGUAGCACACUGAUCAUCUCAGGAGUUUCCAAGGUACCUAUUGCUCAAGAUGAAAUGGCACUUUCUCUGGGUUAUGCUGCAUCCCUGGAGCCCACAGCGUUUGGGGACUCUGCAGCAGAGAGCACAGCUGACCAGAUGCACGAUUCUACCGAAUCGUCACAGCCGCUGGAAGCGUCACUGCUCAGACAACGGGCCAGUCAGGAGCUGGAUGAGACAACACGUUCAGACAUCUCUGAAAGACCAUCAGUGGAAGAUGUUGAGUCUGAAACUGGCUCCACGGGAGCCCUUGAGACCAGGAGCUUGAAAGAUCACAAAGUUAGCUUUCUUCGGAGUGGUACCAAGCUCAUCUUCCGGAGAAGGAGCAAGCAGAAGGAAGCGGGCCUGAGCCAGUCACACGAUGACUUGUCUAAUGUCGCUGCCAACUCUGUCGCCAGGAAGAAAGCUGGUAGCUUCUCUCAUCGCCUCAUCAAGCGCUUCUCCUUCAAGUCUAAAUCCAAACCCAAAGGUAGUGACAGCACAUCAGCUGGUGAGAACUGAAGGAGGGAGAAGCCUAUUGGAAAGAUUUCUCAGAGAUCAUUUUAUAGUCUCUUGUCUUCCCGCUCCAUGGUAUCUGUGACCUGCAGUCCAGUUCUUUCCAACCUUGGCUGAGGGAAGACACCCCAAUGCUUUACACCAUCUGGGGAGUGGAGGUGGCAAACCUGGGACUUAGGCUGCUCGUCUGCCUUGGCUUAGCCUUCUCUGAUUGUUGUACCCCACUGUGCUCUCCCAGAAAAUCCAGGUGUCAUGCUAAUCCCCCUGGGGGUCCCAGGAGCUGCAGACGUGACUCCACCUGUGUAGCCAUCUGGCAUCAUGAGCUGCCUCUUGGAAAUGGGAGGCAGGUCUCUCAAGUGGCAACCUUCAGUGUUAUAGAUCAAGAAACUGCUGGGUGAGCUACAUGACUGAGAAGUGUGGGAUGUAGCCUCGCUCAGCUCUUUUAACGAGAGAGAAUGAUGCGGUCACUGAUGAUCUAAACGCUCUUAUUGCUUGUCCUUGGUGCAGAAGCUGUAACCUGAGGUGUGCUCGGGGCCAUGUAUUCCUGGGCUGUGAGCUGGCAGCAGAACAAGCUGUGGUUCUCCACCUGGGAACCAUCCUUGGAACAGUCCCUGGUUCGGACAGCACUGAGGGACCCCUGCUUUCUGUGCUAUGCUGGUGAAGGAAGGAGUCUCUAAGAAGAAGAAAGUUUUAACCACUGCACAAGUUCUUGUAGAAGCCUGGGCCCUUGCAAGAAUGCCUGGUCAGUGCUGUCAGUUCUGCCACCCUGUGCAUUCACCCUGUGAUGCAGCCCUCCUUCCACAGCCAUGUUCUUGAACAGCGAAGGGGCCGUGCUGCAUGUACGCACCAGCUGUCCUAUGAGCAGAUCCCUUACCCUUGAGGGUGGUUGGGGACGUUGCCAAAGGGGUGCCAGCCUGUCUUCUGGGUCUGUGGAGGGCCCGGCCUCGUGCACUCUCGUGGUUCUCGUGCCAAGGACUGGCACCAUGCUGGGAAUGGAUGGCAAGGAAUAUGGCAAGAAGUGUGGUGAAAGGGCAGUCUGAUGGGGAGCCUGAGGGCACGUGGUAGAAAGAGACAAGACUUUACAUGUUUUCACUGAUGAAAGGGUUUCCUGUAAUAGAAGGAAUCUUUCUUGAUUGCGUUUGGUAUUUCCUUUCUUCUAGCAAACCCAAUCCACUGCUUUCAAACAGAGGGGGCAUUUCUGCAGUGGUAUUUGCAGAGGGAGGGGCAUGCAGGGGAAAAUUGACUCCUUACGUGGGAGGAGACCUCCCUUCUAGAUGAAUGGUUGACUGGUCUCCUGACCCGUGCACAUUGUGAAUAUAAUGUCCCCAGAGGCUCCCUUUGAAGAGCGUAACAAUGCUCUUUGGAGAAACACCCAUGCCCCUGCCAGCAUGCCUAGUUUGAGUGGAAGCUCCUGUUCUCCUGUGGGUUGUAAGGUUAAGGAAGUGGAACAGAGGGGAGGAAACAACUCACGGAAGGUCCGUUGCCUAGGCCUGGCUGGAUUUGCCAGCUUUGCUCCCCUGUCUCAGUACCUCCUGAGGUAAUGGCUAUCACCCUGCCCAGUGCAGGAUGCUACCAACUGAAAAAGUAGUUCUCUUGAUGGCGUGCAUAAAAUGUGUUGUGUUCUUUGGAAGGACAAAUCCUUACUCAUACUGCUGCCGUGUGCCAUUUCCAAAGACUGGAAUGUCUCUGGAUAUUGCACUGUGAAAGGAUUUACAGGUGGGAGCCUCAGGGUGUCUCUUGGGUGUUUGUGCAGGUAGGGAAGGCCAUAGUCACCUGGGGCUUGAAUUGAAAGUGCCAGUGUGUACCAGCAGGAGGAGGGACUCCUUGUUUUUCCUGCUGAUUCCCCAUGUGAUUGGGCAUGUGUGAAAAAUAAGAUUGGUCCAGCUGGCUGACCAGGAACCUCUUCAUUUGGUUUGGUGCCGGAGUCUUUGUCAUCCUCAAGCUCUGCCAUGUCUUCUAUCCAUUGUUUCUUUCCUUGUCCACGUGGUACUGUGGCUUUGUUUGCAGUUCCGUGCACUAUGGGUGUUGGAGAAGUCUCUGUUUCUCUCUGAAGAUCAUUUUCCUCAAAGCAAGUGACCAGUUCAUGCUCUGGUGCUGGUGGAACCUGGCAAUCUGUGGCUCUCAUGUAUGGAUCCAGCCACCAAUUGGACGUGGCCUUCCUUUGCUUGGGUUGGUGGUGUCACACAUGGUGCUGUCCUUCCCCAGCAUGCCCUUUCUCCCAGAGUCCUGUGGUUUGGUUCCAGUUUGGCAUUCUCUCUUGCACCUUCCCCUCUAUGAGUUGUAGCUGUGAAAGUAUUUGAUGCUUGAUUUUUGGUUUUUAUUUAUUCUUUUUAGUACCAUGUCAGGUGAGAGUGCUGGCUGAACCCAGACAGCAGUGCUUCUCUAGUGGGAUGACUGGGAAGCCUUGCAGUGGAAACACUGGUUUGAGCGGAAGGGAACUUGCAGAAGAGCCAGCAGCUCAUCAGUUGUGGGUUAAUCACAGGACUUGCCACAAGUCUGUUCUUUAAACUUCAAGAGCAGCUCAAGCUGUUGUGGUGAGGAGCAGCUGGAGGUGAACACCGAGGAUGAUUGGGCUUCUGAAUCAGGGAUCUGGGGCUCAUGUACACUAGGAGGGUUAUGAGGACUGGCCAGCGUUGUUGCUGUGGACUGGAGGCAGAAAAGGUGAGAUUUAUGUCUGACAAACAUGUACCCAGAGUCUUGACCAGCAUGUUUUGGUCUGACUCAGAGGAAGAAGUGAUAGGAAAGGGAGUAAAACUGAAACUUGAGUUCCUCACUGACCUUGGGGACCUUUCUAGCUGUGUUAAAUGGGAAUUCCUGCCAUGUGUCUGUGAGCUUUCCUGUAUUUGUUCCUGAUUGGCUCCAGGCUAUGCCUCCUGUUCACAGUGGAGGUACUGGUUUUGAUUUUGAGCUUUGGUGUGGCAAAGAUUCCUGCACUGUGGUCAGCAGAAUGAAUGGCAGAUGGGAAGCAUGAUGGUAGGGGCACAUCUUCCCUUGAAUUUUUAGCAAUUUUUUUAUCACAGGCAGUAAAGUGCACUGUAAAUUUGUAUCUGGUUAGACAGCUUGCAAAAGAAAGGGGUAUUUUCAAGUGCUGACAGAGCACAUCCCCAAACAUUAAGUCCUGCAUCUGCUUGUGUUUCCUAGUGGAGAUGUAUUUUCUGCCAUUUUGUUUCUUAUCAAAGUCAUACUGAUAUAUUGUAACCUUUUAUAUUCUUUUAUAUGCUCCUAGUAAGUGCAGAUUGGUUUUCAAGGUGUUUGGCUAAACUGCUGUUUGAGCUACAAAGGAAUGAGGGGGAAAGGGCUCAUCUGUGUGUAUUGGAAGUUUUUUAGUUCUGAUUAACACGUUGAUUCUUCCUCAUCAUAUGUGUAUAUGGCUUCCUUUCUCCUUUGCAGAAACGUUUUGAUCCCCCAAGCAGUAGGUGCUGAUUUUGUUAGUCCCAACUAUGUGAGCUUCCCAAAGGUGUGAGCAGUAACAAGUCCGCCUCAUGGGGCAGGUGUGGUUAUUGGUGUGAGAAACAAUUCCUCUAUCCUAGUCUUCUCAGAAGGAAAGGGAAGGUCACACGGGGUUUUGGCCUCCAGAAGCUGUAAAGACUGAGUCCCUGGAAAUUUUCCCCCAUAGAAUGGCUGCUUAAAGAAACCUCUUUUGUGUUUAAUUCCUACCAGUGCUUCUGGCUUUAGGACAGAAGAAGUGGUAUUUGAAAUCUGAUUUCCCUGUUUAACUUCUUCCAGAUACCCAUGCCCUCACCUUGGUGCUGCUGCAGGGUCUGUGGCAUUUCAUAAUGCUGGGACCACAGAGCAGCCCCAGGGAGUGGCGAGGCUGCUGUCGAACUUUAUAAGCUUGAAUAAUCUGCAGUUGGCAGAUUGUUGUCUCAGGGUAGGCUCAAUAUUUGCACCUUGUGAAAUAGGUCCUUGACUAAAUAUGUGAUGGAAGAAGAGGAGCAGAGCGGUGGCAUGAAUGCAUGGAGAGUUCUGAAGGAGUUCAACCUGCUGAUGGGGGCCUGCAUUCCAAAUGCUGUGCUUCACUGUCAGAUACACAAGCACGAACAGUGACUGGUAAAUGAAGCCAAAGUAGCCAUUUUGGUUUUUUUUGUUUGUGAGGGGUAUGUUGUUUGGUUGGUUGUUGUUUGGUUGGUUUUGGUUUUGUUGUUUGUUUUGGUUUCAUUUUGUUGAGGGUUUGGGUUUGUGUUUUUGUUUUUGGUUGUUUUUUUUUUUUUUUUAAUUUUGGCUGAACAGAAUUACUAGAAUUUACUUAUGUUGUGUAGUUUUACUGCUCUGAAGAAAAUAGAUUUGCUCUAGCUGCAAGUAUGCUUGUAAGUGUAUUUCUCUCUGGAUACACCCUCUCCCUAUGCUUUGGUAAGGCUUUUUAAGAGCCUCCUUAUCAAAAAAAAGCCCUUGAUGUUGGCCCACUAAGGCUGUGUUUGAGUCAGGCACAGGAAGAAAUGAAGGGAACUACACAACCUCAGUGUUCUGAGGGCGCUGUAGGCUUUGGCACGAUGGAUGUCUGACUGAGGCCAAAGGGAUUGUGUGUUUGCACAUGGUUAUAAUUAGAGCACACUCUGCAAACACCUGUACUGGGAAUGCUGCAAAGGGGCUGGGGAUGACAGCACCGAGUGGUGGGUCGGGAAAGCCUUCUGUGCCAUUUGUAUCCAUUUCUUGCACAGACCUGAGCGAGUCCAACUCCUGCUCCUGCGAACACCCUUGUGUUGUUUAUGUAGUUGAGGACAGGUUUUUAGGUAGAUUGGCUGAAGUGGGGAAGAGCAAGGGAAGACUACUCGGGUGGAAAACCGGUUCAGUGGAGGGGAACUUAAUGAGAACUUCUCCAAACCAUGAAAGAACAACACGGGCAUGUGCUAUUUCUAGACUAGAACUGGGCACAUGGCAAAGUUUAAUCUUAAAAAUGUUUUUGUUAUGUGUUUUUUUGUCUCUGGCGGUGCAAUUUCCUUCCCGCAGCGGCUUCUCUUGGCUCAUUUUUUGCUAAACCUACAGAGAGGUAAUUUCUGGGUAGCUGGGGAGACUCUUGAAUGUUGGGAGGCUGCUGUUUCUGUUGUUUUGGUCUUUUGCAUUGUUCUCUCCAUCUGACCUCCCCCACUGCAAGGUCAUGGUGAGUCUCAUGGUAGAGUAACAAUCCCGCUGGUGUUCAAACUUCUGGCAAAGGUCUUUGUGUACUUGUGAUAUUGCAGCUCCUUCUUACAGGCAUGACUACUCCACACCACCUUUCCUUGCUUGUAAGGUACUGGACCAAAUACCCACACGGAAUUUGAAUUAGUGCCCCUCCUUGUGUGUUCUCUUUUGUACUUUGAUGCCUUCUCUCUGGGUGGAUUAUUUUAACCCCAGAUUGUUUGGGGGAAAAGAAUUGGAACUGUGUAGCUAUUAAAGAGAGGAGAAUAAAACUACUUAUGACUAAAUGAAGUUCUUGCACCUUUGUAAAUCUUGAAGAAGUCUAUUGCUGUGUAAUGGCUGAAUCUGUUAACUUAUUAAACCAUAUGGAAAUCAAAA